AUGCUGCGAACAACGACUCGGAGUACGCUCACAAAAGCGCGGUUGGCGUAUUACGCUGCAGCGGGCCGAUCGAUAUCAACGACGCCGGUCGUCUUGAAGGAACGAGCUCCGCCCCCCGCUCGCGAUUGGGGUAAGCCACCCCCUCCCCGCGAUUGGGGAACGCCGCCUCCUGCCCGCAACUGGGGUUCACCGCCUCCCGCUCGUGACUGGGGAAGCGCUCCUCCCAGAAAUCGGCGCCAGAACGAUCGACAGACCGAUGGCUUUGACAAUGAGUCUCGCGGCAACCGCGGCAGCAAUAGGGGUCCCCGACGGAACGACGAUGGUGGCCGCGAAUCCUCUGGACCGGCCAGCCGACGAGGCCCUCGAAACAACGACAGAUCCGAUCGAGUCAGUUGGGGGAUGGCUGGCCGUGGACCUCGGGCUCCCAGGACGACUGGGCCGGACGUGCUAACCCCUACCGGUACGCAGAGACGGGCGGAGGAGAAGUCUGCCGAGUCCGCUUCCCGACUUAGAGACGAUUACGCGCCAUCACACGGCGUGAUGGAGGAAGAUGGCGACCGCCAUCGACGCGGAAAGCCGCGCCACGAUAGGUUUGGCCGAGAGUCACGGUCUCUUUUGAAGGAGAUUGGCGGAGAGCUUGAGAUCCCGGGCCCUGAGCACCAUCGGAGCCCGAAGGGCAAGGGCAAGAAUGCCAAGAGCGCUUUCAAGGACCGCGAUCGUGAGAGGCGCGAGUUCAUGGUCAUGGAUGAGGAUGAGGAGGCUGCUCUGCUUCUCGAGCAGAUGAAGCUGGAGAAGAAGCGCAAGGCGGAGCGGGAAGCCAAGGAGAAGGCUGAGGCCAAGGCUGCCGCCGAGAAGAAGAACCGGAUGCUGCGUGAGGUCCACAUUCCGACCACGAUCACUGUGUCGCAGCUUGCGGCUAAGAUGAAUCUCCGUCUGCCUCGCCUACAGAACAAAAUGCGCCAGAUUGGUAUGAAGGAAGAGCAGCUCCGUGCCGACUACUUCCUGAACUCGGAUCAGGCCUUUGAGCUCGCCCUCGAGUUCAACCGUGAGCCCGUCCUCGAUUCGGACAAGGGCUUUGACCUGCCGGAAGCUGAUCUCUCGAAGUGCCCGCUGCGUCCCCCCGUUGUCACGAUCAUGGGGCACGUCGAUCACGGGAAGACGACGCUACUCGACUCGCUGCGUAAAACGUCAGUCGCGGCCGGCGAGGCCGGUGGCAUCACACAGCACAUCGGUGCCUUCUCCGUGCCCCUGUCCGCCAUUUCGCCGUCAGCCACCGACUCGGACGCAACGAUCACCUUCCUUGACACCCCUGGCCACGCUGCGUUCACCGGAAUGCGUGCUCGUGGAGCGUCCAUCACGGAUUUCGUCGUGCUCGUAGUUGCCGCCGAUGACGGUGUCAUGCCGCAGACGAAGGAGGUCAUCAACCUCGUCGCGGCUGCUGGCGAACAGGUCGGUCUCAUCGUCGCCAUCAACAAGUGUGACAAGCCGCUGGUCGACAUUGAGCGCGUCAAGCAGGAGCUCGGUGCUGAGGGUAUCAUUCUGGAGGAGGACGGCGGCGAUGUGCCUGCUGUCCGCGUGUCGGGCUUGACUGGUCUCGGUCUCGACGAGCUGACCGAGACCCUGUCAACGAUGGCCGAGCUUCGGGAGCUGCGCGCUCGGGAGGACGGACAGGCUGAGGGCUGGGUUCUCGAGUCCAACGUCGACCCCGGACGCGGUAUCAUCGGUACCGUGCUCGUGACGCGAGGUACACUGAAGAGCGGCUCCUUCAUUGUUGCUGGCGAGACGUGGUGCCGCGUGCGUCAAAUGAUGGACUCGAACGGCAACAUCGUCGACAGCGCCGGUCCUGGCAUGCCCGUAUCCAUCAGUGGUUGGCGCUCCGUCCCUGAGGCGGGCAUUCAGCUGCUCGAGGCGCAGAAGGAGGAGGAUGCCAAGCGCUGUGUCACGAACCGCCAACGCGAGAGCGAGCGGAUCAAGAUGGCGGCCGAGAUCGAUGCUAUCAACGAGAAGCGAGCCGGAGACCGGGAGGUCGCUGCCCAGCUCGCCGAGCGUGUCCAGGAAGCCAAGGCGGCGGGUGACAGUGUCACGAAGGCGCUGCACGCCGCGCGCCGAGCAGCCGAGGAGGCCAAGGCUGCUGGAAAGAAGGAGCUCCGCCUCGUCAUCAAGGGAGACGUGAGCGGCACCGUCGAGGCGGUUGUCGGCUCCCUCCAGGGUAUCGGCAACAAGGAGGCGGGUGUCAAGAUCGUGCACACCGGUGUCGGAGACGUGCACGAGAGCGACAUCGCGCUGGCCGAGGCAGCCGAGGGCGUUGUGAUCGGCUUCAGCGUCGAAUGCGCGCGCUCGCUCCAGCAGGAGGCGAAGGAGAAGGGCGUGUCUGUCCUGACAGAACGAGUCAUCUACCGCCUGAUUGAGGAUGUGCGGACGCGCGUGGCCGCGCUCCUGCCGCCCGCGAUCGAGACGCGUGUGCUCGGCGAAGCUGUCGUGCAGCAGCUGUUCGACAUCAAGCUCCCAAAGAAGGAGAUUAAGCGCAUCGCCGGCUGCAAGGUCGCCAACGGUGUCAUCAUGCGCAACGAGGGUGUGCGCGUGCUCCGUGGUCCGGAGCGCAAGUUGAUCUUCGAGGGCCAGAUGGACGCCCUCAAGCACGUCAAGAAGGACGUGCUGGAGAUGCGCAAGGGAACGGAGUGCGGUAUCUCCAUCGAGGGCUUCCAGGACAUUCGCGAGGGAGACGAGAUCAUCUCUUUCCAGACCUUUGAGGUGCCGCGCACCCUGUAA
Molecule: messenger RNA, 2769 nt
Organism: Trichosporon asahii var. asahii CBS 2479
Lineage: Eukaryota; Fungi; Basidiomycota; Tremellomycetes; Trichosporonales; Trichosporonaceae
Product: translation initiation factor 2, Ifm1p
Exons: 2
Coding region: 1-2769 (922 amino acids)
Biological process (GO): translational initiation
Molecular function (GO): GTPase activity; GTP binding; translation initiation factor activity
Source: RefSeq, a predicted model, not a curated record